Molecule: messenger RNA, 2178 nt
Organism: Prorocentrum cordatum
Lineage: Eukaryota; Dinophyceae; Prorocentrales; Prorocentraceae
Source: the annotation of a GenBank genome assembly
AUGGAGAUCGACAGGCCCCGCUUGCUGGCCGGCGCCGCCCUCGUCGACCUCGUGCCCGUCGUCGACGGCGAGAGCAUGAGGUUGGUGGGCGAGUUGGCUGCCGCGGAGCAGAAGGCCAAGCUCGUGCACGACCAGGGCGAGGCCUUGUGCGGCGAGCCCCUUCGCAGGAAGGUCGCCCUCCGUGCGCGCGCGGAGGGCCUCGACGUCGGCACGGCCAGGCCUGGUGCGCGCACCGCAGCGCAGCGCAGGGCCCGCCUGGGGAUGGGCGCGGCGCGGCGGCGAGAGGCGGACGACGAUGCGGUGGGGCAGCCCGCGUGGGGCCUCGUCGCCGACAAGGGGGGUGAAGGUGCGGAGCCGCGCGAGAUGGUGGGGAACGUGGAGGCGCCCUUGUUUGUGCCCGCCGUGGUGCACAAGCUCCUGUUCGACGGCUUCCAGGAGCAGGUCAUAGCAGAUGCCACGGGUCACGCGAGCAGCGGCGGCGGUCUUGUUGGCAAGUGCGGCGGGGCCUCGCAGGUUUCCGCGCACAGUGACGCGCCUGGCGGCCAUGCGCUCCGUGCUAGCGCUCCCGACUUGGAGGAGCCUGCUGAUGAACUCGUCUUCGGGCGGGAUAAUGACGAGCAGCAGCAGCGCAGGGCGGUGGCUGACAACGCGGAGGUGGACGGGGAGCUGGAGAAGAAGCGUAGCGCACUGGAGUCCUAUAGUCUGGAGAAGCACGACCUGACCGCUCAAGCCCGGGCGGCCGCUGCUCGCCGCGCUCUGGCUCUGCGGCGGGCCGCCGGCGGGCUCCGGUGGGACGAUGGCACUGACGACGGGGUUGGCAUCGGCGAAAUACCUGCCAUGGGCACCUUUACUGUCGAGCAGACAUACGUUGGCCACAAGUUCAAACUUGUCGAGGAAGAUGCGGAGGGGACUGUAGAAGUAGUGUCUCGCUUCGUGAUGAGACAGGGUAAGCAGACCUAUGUUGUAGAGCCCUUGGAAGAGGAUCGGCAAAACGAGGCGUACUUGAGAUUCAUGGAGCAAAACUCAAUGGUGGAAGCUUUGAACAUGUUGCAUACCAGCGGCAAGCUCAGAGCAGUCAGGUUCCAGUCCCAGGCGCGUCCAGUGAACGUACGACCUGCCUUUGGUAUGGUCAUAAAGAAUUUCCGGCGCGACCCCUGCAACGUAUUUUGGGAUGACGGUUCACCCGACGGCGUGUUCAGCGGGAAUAUCCAGGCGAUGGGCACGACGAGCUCAAUGACGACAUACCCUGGCGAUGCGUUCAAGGUUAUUUGCAAGGACGAGUUGGUCACGAGGUUUGUCAUGGAUCCAAAACAGAGAAGAUAUGUGGUGGAGCCGCUGCCAACAGAUGAAAGUGCGCUCGGAAGCCCAGAGUAUGCGAUGCACCAGCGUGAGGCCAAGCUGGAAGAGGAAUAUACUGCGAUGAGCGGCAUACCCUGGCUGGGGGCGCAUCCUCCUGACCCCCCGUCAAAUCCAAUGUACGCCGCUGGCAGCAGCAUCGGUCAGGCGGUCCACACCGUGAACGCCCGUGGGCUGAACGAGACGCGCGAUUUACUCGCGUUAUCCUGGAAUCCUGUUGGUCCACGAGCCUUCCUGAUUGAGAACCUGCUGACCCCAGAGGAGUGCACCCAUGUCAUUGAAGUUAGCAAGGACAAGCUGCACGCUUCCUACAUCGGUGUCACAGAAGAUAGCUCGCAAGGCUUCGAGUCGAAGACUCGAACCUCCAAGAUGACAUUUAUCCCCCGAUCCACAACAAAGGAGCUGGAGGCCAUGCAUCUCAAGUUUGCGGACAUCCUCAACGUCUCCGACGAGGUUCUUCACAGAUCUGCUGAGGAACUCCAGGUUGUCCGCUACGAGCAGGGUCAGGAGUACGCCCCCCACUACGAUUUCACCCGGGAGAAAGGCUUAGACCGCCUCGCGACGUUAUUGAUCUAUUUGGGGGACGGCGGAGGUACCGUCUUCCCUCGGGCGUUCGACGACCGCGGCCUGACGGUUCAUCCGAAGCAGGGCGACGCCAUUUUGUUCUACUCGAUGCUGCCCGACGGCAAUCUCGACGAGCUGUCGCUGCAUGGUGGCAUGCCCGUCGCGGCGGGAACCAAGUGGGUGUGCAACCUCUGGCUGCACGCGCACGGUGAUCGCCCGUGGAAUGGUGGGCACGAGCUCCAGAAGGCCGAGCUGUAG